This is a messenger RNA of Xyrauchen texanus (razorback sucker), 1128 nucleotides long. Its product is annotated as protein lifeguard 1. Bases 33 to 929 code for a protein of 298 amino acids. NCBI's taxonomy places the organism in Eukaryota, Metazoa, Chordata, Actinopteri, Cypriniformes, Catostomidae. Gene Ontology annotation, cellular component: endoplasmic reticulum; membrane; Golgi apparatus. Gene Ontology annotation, biological process: negative regulation of apoptotic signaling pathway. The record is from RefSeq and is a predicted model, not a curated record. The transcript is spliced from 7 exons.
UCCAGACCUCAAACACAAAAAGACUGAGGAGGAUGGCGGACAAACAGAGCCACAAUACGACUCAGAGUGGUCCUAACUAUGGAGCGACUGCACCACUGAAUUCUCCUCCGUCUUAUAUGCCCCCUCCGUGCCCCUCAUCCAUGCCUGCACAAAGCGGCUAUGUUGCACCCAAGAUACCACCAGAAGAGGCUGGCUUGAGCAAAGCAGAAGAACCAACAGGUGACGGUUAUCUAACUGAGACCACUCAAUUAAUCACACCAUCAUUUGAGGACAAAACUAUUCGGCGAGCAUUUAUCAGGAAGGUGUUCAGUGUGGUAACACUGCAGUUGCUAGUCACCUUCAGUAUAGUGUGUGUGUUCACCUUCUCAAACACCGUCAAGGCAGCGGUACAGAGUAACAUUUGGGUGUACCUCAGCUCAUACAUUGUCUUUCUAGUGGUGGCCAUGUGUCUCAGCUGUUGUUCAUCAUUCAGUCGAGCUCAUCCCUGGAACCUAGUAGGACUGUCAUUGGUCACUCUGAGUCUGUCCUACAUGGUGGGAACUGUAGCCUCAUAUCACAACACAACUUCUGUGAUCAUUGCUUUAGGAUCAACUCUGGUCAUCUCAUUUACCAUCAUCAUUUUCUCAGCCCAGACUCGUGUGGACUUUACUAUUUGUAAUGGCAUUCUGCUCACACUAUCAGUCGAUUUACUCAUGUUUGGAUUCUUCUGCAUUUUCUUCUACUCCACUAUUUUGCAAGUAGUCUAUGGAUGUCUGGGAGCCCUUUUUUACGCACUGUUCCUGGCAGUGGACUGUCAGUUGGUGAUGGGCAGACAGAAAUACCGCCUUAGUGCUGAGGAGUACGUCUUCGCUGCCUUAAUUCUCUACCUGGAUAUCAUUAUGAUAUUCCUCUACAUACUUAUGAUUUUGGGUGGAGGCUCCAGAAACUAAACUCAUACAUAUCAUGGUACUUCAAAUAUGCACACAUGCAUGGCAAAAGGGCAUGUCUAUAGUGAUAAACGCACUGUCUAUCUUGUUGAUAUUGAUUGAAUAAUUAAUUCAUGAUUAUCUUUCUCCUCCACACCUGUCUUCUCAUCUGUUAUAAUGUGACUCCAUUGUUACUCAGUUAUGCUUAAAUGAAAUAUUAAUA